UACGUGGCAUCCUGUUUCAUUUUUAGCCGACGUGGUUGUUACCAAGUUAAUUUUUCUGAAACAAGUUCCUAUCUCAAGAUGGGAAUUUUUAAUAUAGGCAUAGCUGUGUUCAUUUCAAUAAUUAGUUUGAAAUUAGUUGAUUGUUAUUUUUUAAAUAUUGAUGCUCACGCUGAAGAAUGCUUCUUCGAUAAAGUAACAUCUGGGACAAAAAUGAGUUUAAUGUUCGAAGUAGCGGAAGGCGGUUUCCUCGAUAUAGAUGUUAAGAUAUAUGGACCAGAUGGGAAAAUCAUCCAUCAGGGAGACAGGGAAUCCAAUGGAAAGUACACGUUUGCUGCCCACAUGGAUGGUGUUUACAGAUACUGCUUUAAUAACAAAAUGUCCACUGUGACCCCAAAGAUUCUCAUGUUUACAAUGGACAUUGGAGAGAAACCGAAAGAGACUGAUAUGGAUGGUGAUGCCAAUCAUAACAAGCUGACAGAAAUGAUAAAUGAAUUGUCUACAGCACUGACAGGUGUUAAACAUGAACAAGAGUAUAUGGAAGUCAGAGAGAGGAUCCACAGAGCAAUCAAUGAAAACACCAAUUCCCGGGUUGUUCUGUGGUCUUUCUUUGAAGCCCUUGUGCUAGUGGCUAUGACUUUGGGACAGGUCUAUUAUUUAAAGAGAUUCUUUGAAGUCAGAAGAGUAGUUUAGUUAUGACAAACUGUAUACAAUUCUUCAACCAUUCAUAUUCCAUUUGAAAUACAAUAUAUUGAAUAAGUGAUUUGGUAUAAUUGUUUUGGCCAGAGCCUUGAAAUAGUUAUAGGCCUAAAAAAUUAAGAUUAGUGACUUGGUUCUCAUGCCCGGGUGAAUCUCAUUUAACAAUGACCAAUGCUCAAUUUUAUCCUCAAAUGAAUGAAAUAAAAUUCCUUUGAUGCGCUCAUGCCGUGCAUAAAAAAGUUUAGAAUUUCUAACUGCAUUUUAGAAUCAUUAAAAUGUUUGACAAACAUUGAGUUGAUCAAGAUGAUCAUAACUAUUUGCCUAGCCAAAAAAUAGCAAAUAUGACCAUUGUUGUUAACAGGUUAAGGCAUCAAGAUUAAGUUUGGUCAUGAAGGAUUCACUUCAGUGCAAAUUCAUAAGGCAUAAGGGAAUGACUGUAAUAAUUCCAUGGCACAUAGUGAGGGUUUCUGAAUGUUGUUCCAUGCUAUAACUUCAUAACGCUAUCAAAGACGGCUUCCUCAAUCUUGGAACUUGGACAUCAGCAAGAUUCACAGAUUUCAUUUAGUGUGGGCAAAAAAAAAGACAAAAUUGACGUUUGAUAAAAUCACAAGCGCUAUUUAUAUUGUAGAAAUACUCUUAGAUUAGUUGUGUUGCGUAAACAAUUGACCAGAUGCAUCACUAAAAGUGUUGAAUUCUCUAAGUUUCAUUACACAAAUCAUCAAAAUGUAGAAGAUGCAGGAAAAAGGAGCAGGGAACAAAUAUUCCUGAUUUCUACAGUCAAUAUUGAAUCACUGUUGAUCAAAAGUUGCUAGUUUUAAAAUUAUAUAAAAAAAAUUUUUUAAUUCCGCGUCUGUUUUAUAUGAGCUAAAAAAUGGGGGGAGGGGGUCCUCCUUCCUGCAUUCAUUUUGGGAAAAAACUGGCCUGAGAACCAAGUUAUUCAUAUUUUUUGCCUUUAAUUCUUUUAGCUCACAAGUGAGCUUUUCUGAUCAUGUUUUGUAUGGUGUCUGUCUGUCUAGCUGAGAAGCUGUCCGUCUGUCUUCUCAAGAACCACUUGGCCAAUUUCAACCAAACUUGCCACAAGUAUCCUUGGAUGAAUGAGAUUCAAGUUUUUUCAAAUGAAGGGCCAGCAACCUCUUUCAAGGGGAGAUAAUUAUGAAUUAGUGAAAAAAUAUUGUCAUAUUUUAAAAAUCUUCUUAAGAACCACUGGGCCAGGAAAGCUGAAACUUAUGUGGAAACAUCCUCAGGUAGUGUAGAUUCAAUUUUUUCUUUUAAAUCAUGAACCCCUGAGGGUAGGUUGGACCAGAAUGGACAAUAAAGAACUUUAUUCGGUAAUAACCAAUAUUUGCCCCCCAAAUCAAACUUUGGUGGAAAUAUAUUUAAUUAAGUUCUUAAACAGGGGUGUAUAUGCUGACUUCAAAGCACUGAAUAUUUUCAUGAGUAAUGACGCCAUAUGUACGCAAUGACGUCACAAACAUGACGUAAAUUUCAGUUUUUGAUGAAUUUUACAGAAAAAUGUACAUAUUUCGUCGAUAUUUUAAGUAAAAGUCACCGAGCGCAUGUGUGUUCAGGAUCAAUAUUUUGAUAUAAUGUGCAGAAUGAUAAUAUCAAUGAAAUAUGUCAAUAUUGUUCCUGAACAAACUUGCGCUCUAUAAAAUUUAAAGCUAAAAUUGUUGAAAUUUUGUCCAUUUUGUCCUUUUUCUGAAAAAGGAUAUAAAAUCGGACUAGUUUGUGACGUCAUAAAAACAAAAAUUGUGAAUACACUGCUUUGACACUAUAAUAUUUUCUGUUAAUUUAUAUUUCUCAUACAGUUUAUUGAAUUCAGCACAUUUCAGGAAGUUUUCAAAAUUUAACUUUUAUGGGGGCAAAUAUAUGCAAUAUACCGCAUGUAGUUCUUUUACAUAGGAAUACAUUGAAAAAUUCUUUAAAACUCUUCUUCUCAACAACAGCAAUGCCUUGAUUAAUCAUAUUUAAAUGGAAGCAUACGUCAGGUAGUGUUGUUUCAGGUUUGUUCAACUCAUGACCUAUGGGGAUAGGAUGGGGCAUCAAAUCUGAUUUUAAUAUAUAGGAAAAUAUCAUUAAGAAUCUUCUCUUAAAGAACAGUAAAGCAAUGAUUGGUCAAAUUAUAAUGGAAGCAUCCUCAUUUAGUGUAGAUUCAAAUUCGUUCAAAUCAUGACAACUGGGGGUAGGGUGGGAAACAAUGAAUGAUUAAAGUUCUACAUAGGAAUACAUUGAAAAUUCUUUAAAACUCUUCUUUGUUAUACCAGCAAAGCCAUCAUAGGCCAUCAUAUCUUUAUGGAAGCAUCCUCACAUAGUGUUCUUUCAAGUUUGUUCAAUUCAUGAACUUGGGGGGGGGGCAAAAAAGGCAGAUCAAAUUUUUACAUAGUAUUGUUAAGAAAAAUUCUUUAUCUUAAAAGAAGAUGAAAGCCAUGAUUAAUCAUAUUGAUAUAGAGGCAUCCUCAGGUAGUGUUAAAUCAAAUUUGUUCAAAGAAGGCCCCUGGGGUAGGGCUGGGCCACAAGGGGGAUCAAAGUUUUGCAAAUGAAUAAAUAGGAAAAAAUCCUGUGCUCAAGAACAGCAAGGCUAUUUCUUUUAUUGAUAGGAAAGAAUCAUAAGGUGGUUUAAAAUUCUAUCCCCCUCCCUAGCUGUAUGUAGAUUUUUCAUUUUUUUCUUUUUUCCUAGCCAAUGUGCUCAGGUGAGUGAUGUGGCCCAUUGGCCUCUUGUUUUUAUUACUGGGAUUAGAAUUUUUUUAAAUAUGGAGAAAAAAAUAUAUUAUUAAGGUCCAUGCUCACUCUAUUCACUACCAUCUAAUUUAUAAUUGUUCACAGUUUUGGGAUACCUUGUGAUGCAAAAUUUUACAAAAUUAAGUGUUAUUGUUAACUUGAUGAUUGUACAAAGAAAUUAAUGCAAUUUAUUCCAAUGAGAGUUACCUCUCAUAUCAAAGGGUCAGUGCACUGAAGUUAAAGCACAAUUGAUGAAGAAAAAAGAUCAAUACAUGUACGAAAGUGUCUUGAGAUAGCUUUAGUGUAAAUAAUCAUUCUGAAGAUCAUUCACUUGUAUUUCUUGACUCGCUUUUUGUAUGUUUGUUUAUAUUAAGGAGUGAAUGGUUAUAGUGCUGAAUCUGUGUGUCUGUGUCAACUUUGAUGAGCAAGUGUCAUAACAAAAAAAAAUGUAGCUUAACAGUUGUUUAAUUUAUACAAAGGCUUAAUCAUCAAUUAUGUUUGAAAACAAGUCAAUUACUUUGUACCAUUACAAGAAAAUAUUUAUGUAAUUUUACUAGUCAGUAAAGUUGUCAAAAUGAAAUGUUAAGCAUGUUUUUAAAAGUUGUUAUGUGAUCAGUGUAAAUUAAUGCCUUGUAUGUCUAUACAUACCAAUUGAGCUACAGUUUCAUCUCUGUUCUGUAUAAAUUUUCUUUCACUAUAGGUGUAGGACCUAUCAUAGGGAUAGUUUUUUUAAAUUCAUUUAUUUUGUUGUUAAAUGAAAAUCAUGCUGCAUCAUAAAGAGUUGUACUUUAAGGUAAAGUCUUGAAAAUAAUGGCAAAACUAGCCAGAGCAAAUUGAAAAGUCUUAAGUUUAAUAUUAAAAUCAUUUAUAAUCUCAUUUAAUAGAAAUUAUAGCAUGUUAUAAAUGAAAAAUGUAGAUGAAAAAGUUCAUAUAUUUGGAUUAUUAAUUAAGCUGUGCUAUGUUUUAUUUCAAAUGUUUACUUCUAAAUGGGAUGAAAUAUUUGCUUAUUUGAUUCAGGUUGAUUAAAGCUGAAGCUUGAUUUUGGAUGCUGUGUCUUUUUGUUGCAUUCCUUCAAAUAAAUAAAAUUCCAUGAAGAAGAAAUACA
This is a messenger RNA of Saccostrea cuccullata (small rock oyster), 4519 nucleotides long. RefSeq names its product transmembrane emp24 domain-containing protein 2-like. NCBI's taxonomy places the organism in Eukaryota, Metazoa, Mollusca, Bivalvia, Ostreida, Ostreidae. The record is from RefSeq and is a predicted model, not a curated record. Gene Ontology annotation, biological process: intracellular protein transport; Golgi organization; endoplasmic reticulum to Golgi vesicle-mediated transport. Gene Ontology annotation, cellular component: Golgi apparatus; endoplasmic reticulum; endoplasmic reticulum-Golgi intermediate compartment. The transcript has 5 exons. The coding region runs from base 79 to 690 and encodes 203 amino acids.